AUGAGGCGCUGCCCGUGCCGGGGGAGCCAGGGCGAGGCGGAUGCCGGGUUGCUGCACCGAGCGGCCCGCACGAGCCUGGGACUGGAGGCGCCGCGAGUCGGGCGGUGGUGGCAGCCGAGACAGCAGCGACCAGGGCCCGGCGCUGGGGGCCUGGCAGGACGGCCGGAGGGGGGCGGACCCCGAGCCCGGACCGAGGAGUCUAGCCUCCACACCGAGCCCGAGAAGGCCGGCGUCGGGCCUGAGCCGGAGUCAGGCGGUCAUCGGACAGAAUCCUGGACGGACGGACAGGCUGAACUGCAGGCAACUGGCCUCGGAGUUGGGACUGAGAGUCCCAGCCAAAAGACCGAACCAGAUAGGUUCAGGCUCCUUUCACAUCCAGAAGGAAGCAGCCACUGGUCAGAGCUGGAGAGGGCCGGGGGUUGGACGCAGAUUGGGAGAGAUGGCUUUUGGACUGACCCACACAGGUCUGACUUCCAAUCUCAGACAGAGCGGGGCAGUCUCCGGACACAACCAGGGGUUGAUGGCCCCUGGGCAGAGCUAGAAACAGAUGGGCAGCAGAUUCGGCCAAAGAGGGGCAGGCCCUGGGCUGAUGGCCUCUGGAUCCACCAGAACAGCUCCAGUGCCUUGACUCAGCUAGGGGGGGCCUGCCCCUCAACAGAGCAAAGUGCUGAUGGCUCCUGCAAAGGACUGUACACUGAUGGCUCCAGGACACAACAGGAUACCGAAGGCCCCUGGACAGAGCCGCACACUGUUGGAUCCCAGACGCGCUGGGAUGCUGAAACAGGCUGGAAACAGCCUGGCCCUGAUGGUUUCCCAAUACAACAAGAUACCGACGGCUUCUGGACACAGCCUGGCACUGAUGGACCCUGGACAGAGCCUGGGAAAGACUGUCUUUCGGAAGAGCCCAAGCAGGAUGGCCCAUUAGAGGAACUAGGACCUGGAGAGUUGGUGACUCACCUGAACCCUCACCUGAGGUGUAGACCCCUGUGCUCUGUGCCCCGCCUCAUCAUCACCCCUGAGACCCCUGAGCCUGAGGCCCAGCCCGUGGGACCCCCCUCGCAAUUUGAGGCAGGCAGUGGCGGCUUCUCCUCUGCCUCCUCUUUUGAUGAGUCUGAAGAUGACGUGGUGGCCGGGGGUGGAGGUGCCAGCGACCCCGUGGACAGGUCUGGGAACAAGCCAUGGAAGAGGCUGAAGACAGUUCUGAAGUAUUCACCCUUCAUGGUCUCCUUCCGUAAACACUACCCAUGGGUCCAGCUGUCCGGACAUGCUGGAAACUUCCAAGCAGGAGAGGAUGGUCGGAUUCUAAAACGUUUCUGUCAGUGUGAGCAGCGAAGCCUGGAGCAGCUGAUGAGUGACCCCCUGCGGCCUUUUGUGCCAGCCUACUAUGGUAUUGUGGAGCAAGAUGGCCAGACUUUCAACCAGAUGGAAGAUCUCCUGGCAGAAUUUGAGGGCCCCUCCAUCAUGGAUUGCAAGAUGGGCAGCAGGACCUACCUGGAGGAGGAGCUGGUGAAAGCACGAGAACGGCCCCGGCCCCGGAAGGACAUGUAUGAGAAGAUGGUGGCUGUGGACCCCGGGGCCCCCACCCCCGAGGAGCACGCCCAGGGUGCAGUGACCAAGCCCCGCUACAUGCAGUGGAGGGAGACCAUGAGCUCCACUUCUACCCUGGGCUUCCGGAUCGAGGGCAUUAAGAAAGCUGAUGGGACCUGCAACACCAACUUCAAGAAGACACAGGAGCUGGAACAGGUGACAAAGGUGCUGGAGGACUUUGUGGACAGAGACCGCAGAAUCCUGAAAAAGUACGUGGCCCGCCUAGAAGAACUUCGUGAAGCUCUGGAGAAGUCCCCCUUCUUCAAGACCCAUGAGGUGGUGGGCAGCUCCCUCCUCUUUGUGCACGACCACACUGGCCUGGCCAAGGUCUGGAUGAUCGACUUUGGCAAGACGGUGGCCCUCCCUGACCACCAGACGCUCAGCCACCGGCUGCCCUGGGCCGAGGGCAACCACGAGGACGGCUACCUCUGGGGCCUGGACAACAUGAUCCGCCUCCUUCAGGGGCUGGCGCAGAGCUGACACACCCGCCCACAGCCGGAUUUAUUUAUUGAAUGGUGCCAGUCUGGCUAGAGGAACCCCAAAAUGCCGUGGAGGGCUGAGGUGGGCAAUUGGGGAGCUGAUCCUGGGGACGGGAGAGGUUGUGUUGCACACCACUCAAGACCACUGUGGAGGCUGAAGGGCUUCGGAGAUGAGGUGCCCAGGCAGCACCAGCCCUUCUGUCAUACGGGGUUGGAAAGAUCCGAGCAGGGAGCAUGACAUGGCCGAGUCUCACAAUCAAUCAGCAGAAGCAGAACUGGGUCUCCUGACUAGCCAGGGAGGUUCUGAGGGGCUGCCCUCAGAGAACACAGUUCAGAUGUCAUGGGGUGCAAGUUUGACACCGGGCCUGACUGCAGCGUGAAUGAUGUAAGCGGCUCCCUGAGGUCGGCAACUGGGCUUGGGUUCCUCUUUGGUUCCCCAGAAGACCAGGCGUCAUAUGUGAACACACGCAGAAGCUGCAUGUCUGCCUGAGGAGAAACGGUUACGCCCAAUCUCCUCACCUGGGGGCUGCUGGCGUGCUGAGUGACGGGCUCUGAGGAAGGUGGGAUGUUGCCCACAGGCCCAUGCAUGCUGCCAGUGAGGGGGACACAGUCCACCACCACUCCUCCCCUUGUGUGACCCCAGUGGGUCCUCCCUGCUGACCUCCUGCAGACCAA
This is a messenger RNA of Trichechus manatus latirostris (Florida manatee), 2741 nucleotides long. It is a transcript of the gene ITPKC, whose product is annotated as inositol-trisphosphate 3-kinase C. Gene Ontology annotation, cellular component: nucleus; cytoplasm. The record is from RefSeq and is a predicted model, not a curated record. Gene Ontology annotation, biological process: inositol phosphate biosynthetic process. Gene Ontology annotation, molecular function: inositol tetrakisphosphate kinase activity; inositol-1,4,5-trisphosphate 3-kinase activity. NCBI's taxonomy places the organism in Eukaryota, Metazoa, Chordata, Mammalia, Sirenia, Trichechidae. The transcript has 7 exons. The coding region runs from base 1 to 2067 and encodes 688 amino acids.